Brassica napus (rape) is the source of this 375-nucleotide messenger RNA. RefSeq names its product receptor protein kinase TMK1. The record is from RefSeq and is a predicted model, not a curated record. Bases 1 to 375 code for a protein of 124 amino acids. The transcript has a single exon. NCBI's taxonomy places the organism in Eukaryota, Viridiplantae, Streptophyta, Magnoliopsida, Brassicales, Brassicaceae.
AUGGAGCUACUAACAGGACAAAAAGCCCUCGACAAAAAACGAUCUGAAGAUCCCCAGAUAUCUCUCUGGUUCAUGAACCUGGUCAAAGAAGCCUCCUGCGAAAUUGUGAUCGAUAAGACCAUUCAAAUCACUGAAGACAACCGAGGCAGCAUUUCUGAAGUGGCUAAACUGGCCAGUCACUGUUGCGCCAAAACUCCCGAGCAGAGACCCGAGAUGAGCUAUGCUGUCGCUGUGCUUGCCUCGUUGACCGAACAAUGGAAACCCAGUGAAGUUGGAGAGACGAAAGAUGAGUUUCUUGAAGAACUUGGAAAGAAGUGGCAUGAGCAGCACACGCUGGAGGGAACUAGUGGUACGAGCAGCGCAUGGCAGGAGUAG